Molecule: messenger RNA, 2155 nt
Organism: Spirometra erinaceieuropaei
Lineage: Eukaryota; Metazoa; Platyhelminthes; Cestoda; Diphyllobothriidea; Diphyllobothriidae
Source: the annotation of a GenBank genome assembly
AUGUUCGCUCAACCUAGACGACUGACACCGGCCGGUUUUCAGGCCGCGAGUGCGGAAUUUGAACACAUGCUGCAGCUGGGAAUCACUCGACCGUCCGAGAGCCCCUGGGCAUCCCAUUUGCACAUGGUGCUCAAGGCGACAUCAGGCGACUAGAGACCCUGUGGCGACUAUCGUGCCCUCAACAACGCAGCCAUUCUCGAUCGGCACCCUGUGCUUCAUCUUCAGGAUUUUGUUGGAGCCCAUUUCGGCAAAGCGGCUUUCUCGAAGAUUGGUCUGGUGCGUGCCUUUCAUCAGAGUCCGGUCGUCACUGAGGAUAUCCCCAAAACUGCCAUCACUACACCUUUCGGUCUCCUUCAAUUUACCUGUAUGCCCUUCGGUCGUCGUAAUGCCGCUCAAACGCCUCAGAGGUUCAUUGAUCGUUCCUUAUAUAGCCUACCCUUUGUCUACGUCUCAAUCGAUGUCCUUUUGGUGGCUAGCCAGAAUGCCGAAGAACUCACAGAGGAACUUGCCUUGGUGUUGAAACGCCUCGACAAGUACGGUGUCGUCAUCAACCCCUCAAAGUACGUUUUUGGCGUGCCUUCUCUUGAAUUCCUUUGCCAUCCUUUCGGCUCAGAAGGUUUGAGUUCCCUCUCCUCCAAGGCCGAAGCCAUUCAGUAUUUUCCUUCACUAACCUCUCAGCGUUAGCUACAACGUCUUCUCGGCAUGGAAAACUUUUACCCCCUGUUCCUACCGAACUGUACCGUCCUCACGCCGUCACCAACCAACAUAUUUUCUCGUCCGAAAGGUCCCUUUGGGUUUACUGCGGACGUACUAACUGUUUUCGGGAGGACCAAGUCCUCCUUUGCUGACGAUACCUUGCUCGCACAUCCUGCUCCCCAAGCCCCGCUGUCCCUCAUGGUUGACGCUUGGACAGUAGCCCUAGAAGUUGUCCUCCAACAACACCUAACUGACUCCACACGACCGUUGGCGUUCUUCUCUAAGAAACUGUCGGCUGCUGAGACGAGACACAGUACCUUUGGCCAUAAUCUUCUUGCCAUUUGCUGGCUGUGAAACACUUUCGACAUUUCCUUGAAGGUCGUGACUUCACACUUUUCACGGACCAUAAGCCCCUUACAUUUGCUAUACGAGCACACUCAGACAAAUACAACCCGAGAGAGAUGGCUCACUUGGCCUUUAUUUCCCAAGUCACCACCGACAUCCGCCACAUUGAUGGCAGGAAGCAUGAGGUGGCCAAUAUGCUGUCCAAACCUUCCCUCUCGACGUUUCCUCUCUCCCAUGGGAUUUACCUUUGUGCCAUGGCGAAUGAGCAACGGUGUGUUGGUUGCCCGGACGACGAGUUCGUUAGUGGUCUUCAGUUCGUAGACGUCCCUUUGGCCACUGGCACAAUCUUGUGUGACGUCUAGACUCCUUUUCAUCGAUUUUUUGUGCUCGCCUCGAUGUGUCGAAUUGUUAUCCAAAGUCUCCAUAGACUUUCCCACCCUGGGAUCCAAGCCUCACAAAAUCUCCUCUCGGAAAGGUUCGUCAGGUCUGGCAUAAACAAGGACGUCAAAGCCUGGGUGCGUUCUUGUUUGCAUUGCCAGCACAACAAGGUGAAACGUCACAACCAGUCCCCACCAGGCACAUUCCCCAGCCCUGACGCUCGGUUUGACCAUAUGCACCCGUAUGUCGUAGGCCCCUUACCUCCAUCCAACGGCUAUACUCACCUUAUUACUUACGUUGUUCGGUACACUCGCUAGGCUGAAGCAAUUCCAUUCCGAAUGUGCCGGCUGAAGCCAUCGUGAGGGCCUUCGUCAGUCGUUAGGCAGUCAUGUUCUGUGUCCCCUUCACGGUUACGACUGAUCGUGGUGCCCAGUUUGAGUCUGCUGUCUUCCCAACCCUCCUCAGUUUUCUUGGCUGCACGCGUAUUCGGACGACAGCUGCCAGCGGGAUGGUUGAGCGUGUCCAUCGCUCUGCGUGUCGCAUAAGACCCAAGAACUUGGUCAAACAACCUCCACUUGUCCUCCCCGGCCUUUGCGCGGCUCUGAAUUCGGAUUUGAACUAUAGUGCAGCUGAGUUGGUUUUCGGCACUACUCUCCAACUGCCAGGCAAGAUGGUCACCCCAACCUCUCGUGGUGUCGACGAAACCCCUGACAAUUUUGUGUACUGUCUGCGGUAA